Messenger RNA from Nematostella vectensis (starlet sea anemone), 1252 nucleotides. RefSeq names its product RNA-binding protein 8A-A. The record is from RefSeq and is a predicted model, not a curated record. Gene Ontology annotation, cellular component: nucleus; exon-exon junction complex; cytoplasm. NCBI's taxonomy places the organism in Eukaryota, Metazoa, Cnidaria, Anthozoa, Actiniaria, Edwardsiidae. Gene Ontology annotation, molecular function: mRNA binding. Gene Ontology annotation, biological process: RNA splicing. The coding region runs from base 12 to 527 and encodes 171 amino acids. The transcript has 6 exons.
UCGAGCAAGACAUGCGCUGUUCGGCACUUCGAAACACGACAGCAAGCAUGGACGUUCUCGACCUUGAAGACGACAAACCGUCCGAGUUUUUAGACGAUGAAGGCGAAGAUGAUGUCCAAAGGGUGAAGUCUGGCAAGAAAAAGAAGGGACGCGGCUUUUCGGGUGACAAGUCCUCGUCAAGACCAGAUGCGUAUGACUCCAUUGAGGGAGGAGAGGGUGGGGAGAGUGGCCCUGCAAGAUCGGUCGAAGGAUGGAUCCUUUUUGUCACCAACAUUCAUGAGGAAGCACAGGAAGAUGACAUCCAUGAGUUGUUCUCUGAUUACGGAGAGAUAAAAAACCUUCAUGUCAACCUGGACAGGCGUACUGGAUUUAUCAAGGGUUAUGCACUAGUAGAGUAUGAGACCUUCAAGGAAGCUCAAAGUGCGCUAGAGGCCCUGAACGGUGCUGAGAUGUUGGGCCAGAACAUCUCUGUCGACUGGGCAUUCAUCCGAGGGCCGAGCAAGAAGUCAAGGAGCAGUCGAAGAUAGUUCUACGUACUUGUAAUACACAUAUUUCAAAUAAGGUUGCACUUGGAGAAUCCAUGUGUUGUAACCGACAGUGCUUCAUGGGUUUCAAUUAAAUGAGCAUUUAAGCAUACUGUAGAUAAAAACAGAUCUAGGUUAUGAAGGUUGUUUCAAUUUCUUGUAUGUUAAUAUUCACAUUUUUUAAUAACCAGGAUUUAGCCAGUUAUACAUUGAGCACAUGAGCAUAUGUGGGGUACAACACAUGGAUUCUCUUGUGAAACCUUCAUUCUAAUAGGUGUAUACUCUACUGUAGGUUAUAAUAGGUGUAUACUCUACUUAAAGCUUAGACCAUAGGCCAGGAUAUUCAGUCGCGGUGUACCUAAUGUUCACACUAUCCCUAGCAAAGUCAUAUGUUGUACAGAAGCUUGUUAAUUGUGACAUUUUUUUUUUCUACUCGAUUAUAGUUCAUCGGGCACAAGUUCUCCCAAACAUGUUUAUAAUCCUUGUAGGGAGAAUCUCUUUUUUAUUUGUUGGAGUCAAAUGGCUGCACAUAUUCAUUUGACACAUACAUACCGUUCAUAUAAAAAUAAUGCAAGAAAGAGAAAUUUCCAAUACAGUUUUUUAAACUCUUCUAAUAUGGAUGUUAUGUAUUUAAACGUUUUAUUUGGAGUUAGAAUAACACCUUGUCGAUAUACUGAUCAAGUUUUAUACACCCUGAUCUUGUUGGUAAUAAAACAUGUUAAAGCCUU